Momordica charantia (bitter melon) is the source of this 1943-nucleotide messenger RNA. It is a transcript of the gene CYP703A2, whose product is annotated as cytochrome P450, family 703, subfamily A, polypeptide 2. Lineage: Eukaryota; Viridiplantae; Streptophyta; Magnoliopsida; Cucurbitales; Cucurbitaceae. The record is from RefSeq and is a predicted model, not a curated record. Gene Ontology annotation, molecular function: heme binding; iron ion binding; monooxygenase activity.
CAAACCAUGCCCGUUUCAUUUCUGUCAAUAUCCAAAAUUGCAUCUCACACCAAUCAACUAACAAACCAACCCCAUUCCACGAUCUUUGCCUCUUGAAACCAUCCAACCACCACACCCAAAGAUCAUUUCCUCACAAGUCACACCCAUUUAGAAGAAGGAUUCAAAUUCAAACUCAAACUCAAGAACAUCAAAUCCCAUCUCAUGGAUUUCAUCGCUUUUGCUCUCGCCACUCUCACCACAGUACUUCUCAGACUCCUCUGCCUGAGAUUCUUCCAAACACCCCCAAUCAAGCUUCCUCCGGGCCCCCGCGGGUGGCCGAUCGUCGGAAACCUCCUCCAACUAACCCACCUCCCCCACCGCGACAUGUCGGAACUAUGCAAAAAGUACGGCCCAUUGGUGUACCUGAAGCUCGGCAGCGUCGACGCCAUCACCACCGACGAUCCCGACACCAUCCGCGAGAUCCUCCUCCAGCAGGACGACGUGUUCGCCUCCCGCCCAAGGACGCUCGCCGCCGUGCACCUCGCGUACGGCUGCGGCGACGUGGCCCUCGCCCCCUUCGGCCCCAACUGGAAGCGGAUGCGGCGGAUCUGCAUGGAGCAUCUCCUGACCACGAAGCGGCUGGAAUCGUUCGCGGGCCACCGGGCGGAGGAGGCCCGAGAUCUGGCCCGAGACGUCUGGGCCCGGGCCCGCGGGGGAAGGCCCAUAAACCUGAGGGAGGUGCUGGGGGGGUUCUCGAUGAACAAUGUGACGAGGAUGCUGGUGGGGAAGCAGUACUUCGGGGGUGGCUGUGGUGGGCGGAGCGAGGCGGUGGAGUUUAUGCACAUAACGCAUGAGCUGUUUAGGCUUUUGGGGGUGAUUUAUUUGGGGGAUUAUUUGCCAUUUUGGAGGUGGGUGGAUCCGCAUGGGUGUGAGCGGAAGAUGAGGGAAGUGGAGAAGCAAGUGGAUGAUUUUCAUACCAAGAUUAUUGAAGAGCAUAGGAGGAGAAUUGGGCAUGGGGGAGAUAUGGAUUUUGUUGAUGUUUUGUUGUCGUUGCCUGGUGAAGAUGGGAAGGAACAUAUGGAUGAUGUGGAGAUCAAAGCACUUAUUCAAGACAUGAUUGCAGCAGCAACAGACACAUCAGCAGUGACAAACGAGUGGGCAAUGACAGAAGUAAUCAAACACCCACGAGUCUUGGGCAAGGUCCAAGAAGAGCUGGACAAAAUCGUGGGUCACGACCGGUUAGUCUCAGAGUCGGAUCUAGCCCAUCUCAACUACUUACGAUGCGUGGUCCGGGAGACCUUCCGGAUGCACCCAGCCGGGCCGUUCCUAAUCCCCCACGAGUCGCUGCGCGACACCACGAUCCACGGCUACCACGUCCCUGCAAAGACCAGGAUCUUCAUCAACACGCAUGGGCUGGGACGCAAUGCCAAGGUUUGGGACAACGUGGAGGAGUUCAGGCCGGAGAGGCACUGGAGUAGCAGAGUGGAGAUUAGCCAUGGAGGCGAUUUUAAGAUACUGCCGUUCAGCGCCGGCAAGAGGAAGUGCCCUGGCGCGCCGCUGGGGGUGACUUUGGUGCUCAUGGGGCUGGCCCAGUUGUUCCAUUGCUUCGAUUGGGCUCCGCCGGAAGGAGUGGAGCUGCGAGAUAUUGAUACCAAUGAGGUCUAUGGGAUGACCAUGCCCAAGGCCCAUCCUCUGGUGGCCGUUGCUACACCACGCUUGGCCCCUCACUUGUAUCAAUAAUCUAUUUGAAAUACCAUCGUUUUUCUUGCUGCGGUAAAAUUAUCCUUACAAUGGUUAAUAAUGAAAAUAUGUCGCAGAUAAAUUAUCCUUCAAAUUUUCACGAAUGGAGUUUGUGGGUCGAACCACCCAAACAUAUUAGACCCAAGCUGAUUCAUCUUAACCAACUUAAUGAGAGUCUAUUUAUAAAUAAGACRAUAGACUUGUGACGUUAGUUACAUUUUAUA